Molecule: messenger RNA, 792 nt
Organism: Drosophila persimilis
Lineage: Eukaryota; Metazoa; Arthropoda; Insecta; Diptera; Drosophilidae
Gene: AstCC
Exons: 4
Coding region: 1-744 (247 amino acids)
Source: RefSeq, a predicted model, not a curated record
AUGGGCAGCGAGGGCGGUGGCAGGAGCCCCAGCAGUAGAACCUAUCACCUGCCAGCCUUGUUGAUUAUCCUGCUCGUCCUAAUCCAGAACUUUGAGCUUCACAUGUGCCGGCAAUUGAUGAGGCAGCCAAAUGACAAACGCUCCAAGGACAAGCUCUCCUUCCUGGGCAGCGCUGCAGCCUCGGCCCAGGCUGCCUUGCCCGAGGCUUUGGCUGCAGAUGAUAAGCGAACUGCAGGAAGGUCAUCUCCCAGCCAGCCCGAGGAGAUAUUCAGUGCCCCGACCGACGAUAGCUACGACGAGUACCCGAUGGUUGUACCGAAGCGUGCUGCUCUACUCCUGGAUCGUCUGAUGGUGGCUCUGCACCAUGCCCUUGAACAAGAACGCGGGGGACAUCGAAUCGGUGACUUCUAUGCGGACAAGAACAAUCUGAAUGUCAAGUUGAGUGAAUACAAGAACGGAUUGGAGGAGCACCAAGCAGGGGAUCAGGAUGGGGUCAAUCUGCAUAUGUAUAGCGAUGAUGAUCCGGGCGUAAUGUUGGAUUAUGAUUUCAAAGAUUUGAAUCAGAUCAAUCGCGCCACCGGCGAAACAAGAAGAGCCGGUGCGGAAUCGGAGCGAACCGGAUCGCCCGCCACCGCCGCCACUGGUUCCCCCACUGGUUCCCGGCGCAUACACCCAUCCCCCCAUGGCACUGGCGGUGGUCGCAUGUACUGGCGUUGCUAUUUCAAUGCCGUCAGCUGCUUCUAAUUUACCAUCAAUACCAUCAAAAGUGCAGCUCUGGAGUGAAACGAUACG